This is a messenger RNA of Daphnia pulex (common water flea), 1672 nucleotides long. Its product is annotated as transcriptional regulator Myc-like. The transcript has 2 exons. Lineage: Eukaryota; Metazoa; Arthropoda; Branchiopoda; Diplostraca; Daphniidae. The record is from RefSeq and is a predicted model, not a curated record. Bases 206 to 1039 code for a protein of 277 amino acids.
AAAAAAGAUGAGGGACCUCUUCUUUCAAGGAUUUGGAAAGUUCACACGCUAUAUAGAUUGAAAAUUUUUUGCCGAUUGCCCACCUAAGGUUUAUAUACGGAAGUGUCGCCUACGCAGGUUUAUUCAUUCCAUCGUCCACCACCCAAUCGUUCACAUCCACUCAAUAACUCUAAUCACCUCGACAGUCGAUCAUAUUAUUAAUAUUAUGACUCGUCAUCUGAUCUUUGUGGUGUUGGUCGGAGUGUCCGUCUGGAUGAUGGAAGCCAAAGCUAUUCCGGCCAUCAAGCGUCGUCCGUCGUUGCAGAGUAACGUGCGCUCCUUGUUCAGCUCCUUGGAGGUGGACGACAUGAUGCCGGCGGCCGUUCCGGCGAUGAUGAUGAUGCCAUCCUUCGUCUACUAUCACGUCGUCUCGCCCUUUCACAGCCCCUUUCACCGGAUGGCUAAAUCGAUGAUGCCAAUGUGGUCGAAAUUCGGGUUCGAGUCGUCCGAGGAAGAAGAAGAAGAAGAAGAAGAAGCCGAAGAAUCAAAGAAAAUUGAAGAAAUAGCAAAAAUUGAAUCAAAGAAAUUAGUAAAAGAAUCCGGAAUCAAUCCAGCAUCCAGCGCGGAAGAGAAAGAAUCCAACGUGGAAUCGCCACAAGAAGAAGAAGAAGAAGAAACUCAAACUGAAAACGAACAAGUCACCACCGAAAGUGUUACAGAAGAGACGCAAUCCAUCGAUGGAAACUUGGAGGACCAAGUUCCGACGACGGAAUUCCCCGCCGCCAAUACGGAAUCGACCGAUCCGCCAACCACAGAAGAAGAAGAUAAUUCGAUUAAUACAGAGGCAACAACCACCGAAUUUCAACAGAUGGACGAUAAGGCUAUUAUCGUAGAGGAUCAACUUUUGAUAACAAAAUCGCACAGUCAUCCGGUGAAAACGUCAUCCGGAAGGUCGUCAUCCACGACUUACGUGUGCAAAUUCGGCAAGUGUCAGCACACGAUGGAAGCCAAAAAAUUACUUGAACAAGAAAUCGAAGCGGAAUUAUGGGCGAAAUUGUAACCACCCCCCAUCAUCAAUCCAAAUCAAUUUUUAUUUAAAAAAGAAACUGGCUUAUAUAUAAUUAUCCUAACUUUCAAAUUUUAGAUUUAUCGACAAAUGAAUUUUAAUUUUAAUUUUUAUAACUUGACUGAUUAACUAUUUUGAAAGACAACAACAACAACAACAACAAAAAAAGGUCUGUGGUUUUUUGUCCUAAAUGGUUUCGCUUGAAAUAUCUUUCCUGUGCAUUAUUCAUUGUGACACCUGUUGUCCGAUUAUUAAAAUGGGAACUUGCGAUAAUUACAUAAUGGGUAAAUACCCUUGCACGAUCUUGAAAACGUCGGCCCCCCCUCCCUUUUGUGGUGUUCCUCUCUAUGAAUUUGUCAACCUUGGAUCGAACGAAAAUAGCUGGCUGAUUAUGGCAAUGCACGUUUCCUCUACUGGCAUUUGAUUGCAUUCUUCUCUUAUUUUUUUUUAUUGUUGUUUUCAACUGCCGUUGUUUGUUUGCCGAACAAUUAUUUAGCGUGGUUAGACGAAUGCCUCGGUUUGGCCUUGGAAAACAUCUUGCCAUUCGAUAAUUAGAGAACUUAUUGCGUUGUCUAAUUCGACCAUCACGUUUCGUGAAAUCGUCCGUUUCCAUUACAGCUGAUGCGC